AUGGCCAGGCUACGCUUCUUCGUGGCAGCCAUGACCUUCUGGCUCUCGAUCGCCUCCGCCGACAUGGCGUCGCACGGUCACUCGUCCACCAACUGCACGUUUGCUGAAACAAACAUCAAGUUCUGCCGGCCGUACCUGCACAUGGGCAACCGAACCCUUCGUCCCGGCAGGACCUGCUGCUUCGUUGCCCUCAGCAUCUACCUCGUCGCACCAGAGUGCUUCUGUGACGUCGUCAAGCCGUCCUCCCUGGGCGUGCCUGUGAACGCCAGUCGCGUUUCCCGCCUCCCCAGUCUCUGCCACCUUCCCAAUGGAGCCCUUCAUUGCAAUGCCACAGUAAGUGCUGCCCGCGAACGUUCGUGUAAGUGUCUCGUUAGAUCAUGCACUACCGCCGAAGGCAUCUCCGGAGCCAUCAUCAUCCCCUGUGCCACGACGUUCUCCUCCUCCGGUCGCACAUCCGCCACCAACUCCCCCGCCAACUUCGGUUUCAUCGCCACCCGCGAAUCCGCCUUCGUCUUCAAUCUCAACACCACCAUCCAAUCCCCCAGCGACUCCAAUUCCGGAGCCGCCGUCGAAUCCGCCGUCAGUUUCAACUGCAGCGCCACCGACGAAUCCUCCGCCGGGUUCAAUUUCAGCGCCACCGUCGAACCCACCUACGCCAUCGGUUGCAGCGCCACCAUCACGGGCAACUGCACCAUCUUUAUCACCGUACUCUCCUGGUCAUCCGCCGGAGACGGCGCCUGCUGCAGCUCCCACAUCGUCCGACGCAUUAAAGCUUGCGACGUCGGCCGUAGGACUCUUCGUUGCGUUCGCUAG
Messenger RNA from Musa acuminata AAA Group (dessert banana), 813 nucleotides. Its product is annotated as non-specific lipid transfer protein GPI-anchored 11-like. The transcript has 3 exons. The record is from RefSeq and is a predicted model, not a curated record. The coding region runs from base 1 to 813 and encodes 270 amino acids. Lineage: Eukaryota; Viridiplantae; Streptophyta; Magnoliopsida; Zingiberales; Musaceae.